CUUUCAUUUGAGUCUGUCGUUCUUGUUCCUCUUCUUCUCUUUCCAUAUUCCAUCCCACAACCGACAAUCGCAAUGGCUCCCAAGAAGACCCCCGGCGCCGGUGCCGCCGCUAAGGAGAAUGUCACCCUCGGUCCUCUGGCCGGUGAUGGCAAGCUCGUUUUCGGUGUUGCCCGUAUCUUCGCCUCUUUCAACGACACCUUCGUCCACGUCACCGAUCUGAGUGGUCGCGAAACCAUCUCCCGUGUCACCGGUGGUAUGAAGGUCAAGGCUGACCGUGACGAGUCCUCCCCCUACGCCGCCAUGUUGGCCGCCCAGGACGUUGCUACCCGCUGCAAGGAGCUCGGUAUCAACGCUCUGCACGUCAAGAUCCGCGCCACUGGUGGUACCGGCACCAAGACCCCCGGUCCCGGUGCUCAGUCCGCCCUCCGUGCCCUCGCCCGUUCCGGCAUGAGAAUCGGCCGUAUUGAGGACGUCACCCCCAUUCCUUCCGACUCUACCCGUCGCAAGGGUGGUCGCCGUGGUCGUCGUCUGUAAGCAUGUGCGGGGCUGUCUUCCAACUUGUCCGGUUGGUUAUCCCGAGUACGUGUCUUUUGCGGAUGUGGAUGGAAUAAACGCGGAGAACGGCUUUUUCGCCUGGUCUUCAAUUCCUUGUCCGAAAAUAAAAUCUCAGUUAGCGUAUCAAUGUUAUGCUGGGGAAUUACUUUGUUCUCUACCCGU
Molecule: messenger RNA, 717 nt
Organism: Aspergillus ruber CBS 135680
Lineage: Eukaryota; Fungi; Ascomycota; Eurotiomycetes; Eurotiales; Aspergillaceae
Product: 40S ribosomal protein uS11
Exons: 3
Coding region: 73-534 (153 amino acids)
Biological process (GO): ribosomal small subunit assembly; translation; maturation of SSU-rRNA from tricistronic rRNA transcript (SSU-rRNA, 5.8S rRNA, LSU-rRNA)
Cellular component (GO): cytosolic small ribosomal subunit; ribosome
Molecular function (GO): small ribosomal subunit rRNA binding; structural constituent of ribosome; mRNA 5'-UTR binding
Source: RefSeq, a predicted model, not a curated record